AUGGAGGACUUUUCACAGUCUCGCGGCGACGAUGAUCUCUUUGACGACGAAAUUGUUCCCUUCGACGGCCCUCCUUCUCCAGAGAACCUCCCAGCCCAACUGGAUCAAGCCUCCCUUGAAACACCAUCACGACCUCCUUCUGAGGAAACGGCGGUUCCCCCGGCAAUGACAGCGAAGACCGUGCCGACGUCAAGCGAUCCUACUCUCCCAGGAUUUAAUCAUAAACCGAGUGGUAGAGGCGGCCAUGGCUCUGCAAAAGGUGGCACAAGUAAGAAAGGCGGAUUGGCGGACUCUAAGUGGGCAACAAAACCGGCACAAUCAACUUCAACAGAGCCGACGGCAGGCGACAACUCUGUAAGAUCACUGCCUAAACAAGCAGACGUCCCUGGAGAAGAAAAGCCCACCGAGACAGCAGCGCAAGCCCCAGGAUCAGAAUCAAACUCCACUGCACAAGAUCCGCCAUCGGGGCCUGCCAACACAGCAACUAAUCCUCGACCGCCAGCCGUGCGCGGCGACCGGACGGCCACCGGCGGCGUACGCAAGCCCAAGCUCACGGAGGAAGAACUCAGUGCCAAACUUGCAGCGGCCAAAGAGCGGUCGCAAAAUCUAGCAGCAGCACAUGCCCGUGCCCAGGCCGACGCCGCGAGCUUUGAGGAGCGCGAGCGCAUUGCCAAAGAGAAACGGGAGAAAGACCGUGUCGAGAGGAAGGUGAUGGAUAGCGAGCGGGAGAAGAAUCGACGGCGCAAGAUGGCGGUCAUGGGCGGGCGAGAAUGGGAUGCCGGGAAGAACGAGGAGGAUUUCAAGAUUACCCAAAACGGGCGUGGUGCCGGCAGAAGAUUUCAGAGUGGCAUGACCCCACAGCAACAGUUCCAGGCCGAAGAGGACGAUUUAAAGAUGUAUGAGUGGCAUGGAGAUAGAGGAGGACGGGGAAGAGGGAGAGGCAGGGAAAGAGGCGGGAGAGGUCGAGGGCGCGGUGGUAUCAGCAGAGGAGCAGUUUCAGAUCAUGACGGUGAUUCUACCGCUCAGCCACAGCCCAAUUGGUCUGCUGAAGAAGAUUUCCCUGCUCUACCGGGUUCUACAAUGGUCACCUCACAGAAGAAGCCCUCAACAUCCGACGCCCAUGCCUCAAAACCCAGACCUGUUCGGUGGGAUUCAGCUAAAGGCGACGGAGAAGGUACUUGGGCUGAGCAAGUCGAAUCCAGCGAGGUAGGAGACAAUGCCAGCAAGCCCAAGGGUUUCUGGUAA
Rhinocladiella mackenziei CBS 650.93 is the source of this 1245-nucleotide messenger RNA. RefSeq lists its product as uncharacterized. Bases 1 to 1245 code for a protein of 414 amino acids. The transcript has a single exon. The record is from RefSeq and is a predicted model, not a curated record. NCBI's taxonomy places the organism in Eukaryota, Fungi, Ascomycota, Eurotiomycetes, Chaetothyriales, Herpotrichiellaceae.